AUAGGUUUUUUUUUUCUUACAGCGCCCAUUGUGAGCUACGAUGGGGGAAAAUUUGCUCAUUUGAAGAUGCGUCGUACCGUAAUAGAACCGUUGGCUGAGCCUGUAGACUGAACCAGUUUGCCAUGGUGGAAGAGUACUGCCGCAGCCUGCUGAAAGUGGCUGUAGCCCAGCUGUGUCAGGGGCUUGGCUGGCAUGCCAUACACACCACACCCUGUGACCUCUUGACUGAUGUGCUGCAGAGGUAUCUAGAGCACUUGGCUCGACACUCCCAUCGCUACGCUGAGCAGUAUGGGCGCACCGACCCCAAUCUGGAUGAUGUCGGCUUGGCCUUCUCCCACAUGCAAGUCCGCCUCAACGAGCUGGAGACCUACCUCAAGGAGGUGGAGCCCAUCCCGUUUGCCCACCCACUCCCGACCUUCCCCGUUCCCAAGAAGAACAACCUGCAGAUCCCGCAACCCGGGAGCCGAGAUUGUCGCGAGAGGCUGGAGUACAUUCCUGAGCACAUGCCGCCCCUGGUGGACAUCGCAGGAGAGUUUGGUGAGGGGCUCGAUGCAAUGGACGUCUCGCAUUCUUCCCGGGCUUCUCUUGAUGGCGACAGCUACGAGCCCCACACUCCCCUCUUGAGCCCCACGUCUCCUCGCGGUGAAAAGCGUGAACUGUUAAGCCCCUCCACGGACUAUUUUGCAUUCAAGAGGCUCCGAAUGAUGGAGGACGGCAACCCCCGGGAGCUGACGGCCCUGUCGAUGGGUGUCAAUGGCGAGAUCACUCCUAAGCGGGAGGGUCGGCUACCUGUUGCCACCACACCGCCCCAGAAGCAGCUGUUGGAGAGACGGGGCAGUGUAACCACCGUUCCCCUCUCGAGGACGGAUUCCAAGCCCGACGGGCUGCUUACCAAAGUUCCCAAGUCGCCUUCAUCCAGCCUGGGCACAGACACCAAAGUCUCCAAGGGCAAAGGGAUCACCCCACCCAAGCCCAAGCCCAAAUCCCCCAAGCACCUGUUCUUCUCACCGGGGGGCACCCCCUCGGUGUUUCAGGUGAAGCCCAAGAGCCCGGCGGUGGUCAUCAUGGACAAAGUCAAAGAGUUGAUGCCCUCGGGUAGCAAGAACAUCAAGGUUGUGGGACCAAAUAUUGGGACAUUGCUAAUUACCACAAAGAAGAAUGUGGAGACUCCUGCUCUCCCUGCUGGCAAGAACAGUGAUGACAAUGACAAGAGUCCUAGCCCAAAGAAGCCAUCCGCUUUGGAUGUUUAUGACUUUGAGGACGAGGACACUAAGCCCAGACCCUCCAAGACCUUUGACCCUUGUGGGGAGUUGCCAGACCCUUCCAAAGCUGUAUUGCCCUCGGCGACUUUGAUAAGGGACGAGGAGGAGGAAGUGUUGGCUAGUGCGGCCAGCAUCGAGGACACGAUUGAGUCGGUUAUCUCCAAGAUGGCCCGGGGUGGUGUCUCUAGCAAAUCCAGCAAGAAGAACGGCAAAGAUGGUGACAGAGAGAGAGCCAAGGAAAAGGGAAAGGAUAAAAGCAAGGACCGAGGCAAAGACAAGAGCGUCGAGAAGGGUAAGGGGGGACUCCUGGACAUGGCCAACAAGAGUAACCAGGAGAAGUCCAGCGGCAAGGGACACUCCCUGCCACCAAAGCUGCUGUUCAAAAAUGCCUGGCGGGAGAGCGAGGGGGCCAUCACGUCCGCCAUCAAGGUGGGGACGUCGCCCGGACUUGCCCCGAAACUCCUCAUCAAAACGGCCGACCCCAAGGACAAGAGCAAGGACAAGAAGGACCACAAGCUGAAGAAGUCGGGCGAUGAGAAGUCCUCCUCGGGCAAGGAGUCCAAGAAGGAGCGGUCCAAGCGGAAGAAGGAGCAGCUGAAGAAGGAGAAGCUGAAGAAGAAGAAAUUAGAGAAGAAGCGGCGGAUGCGGGAGCUGGCCUCCAAGGCGGCCAGCUCGUCCAGCGGGGAGGCCCAGGCGGACCCCCUGAAGCAGCCCACCAUCGCCAAGCUGAACAUCAUCACCACCAAUCCCAAGUCGUUAAAGGUCCGAGUGGUCUCCCAGUCGGACAGCCCCGCCAGCAGUCCGGGCCGAGACAAGUCCAGCGGGAAGCUGCAGAAGGACAAGGCUUGCCUGAAGAAGAAGAGGAAGGAGAAGGAACGCAAGGCAAAGAUCAAGGCGGCCAAGGACUCCCUCAAGAAGGCAAAGCAGAAGGAAGGAACCAAGAAUCCAAAAAAGAAGGAAGAGGGAGCUCAAAACCCCUCAGAGGAACCACCCGAAAAAGUGGCCAAGUUGACUGUACCCAAACUGAUGCUGAAGAUUGGAUCUGCAUCCUCAAGUGGAGAGACUACAAAAAUAAUCAUUAAAAAACAGCCUGAGAAGCCAAAGCCGCCGCCACUGAGAGUCCGCACUCCGUCACCAUCCUCUUCAUCCUCUUCGUCCUCUCCAUCACCUUCCCCUUCACCGCCACCCCGGCGAAAAUCCCCAUCUCCCUCCCCUCCACCCCGUUCUCCUUCCCCUUCCCCGUGCCCCAGCCCCUCCCCUGUCUCGCCUGUCCCCACUAACCCUCCGCCGAAAAAGACGCCCGCGGCUAAGAAGGCACCUCCUUCCAAGAGGGCUUCGCACCAGAAGAAGGCGCCUGCUGCCUCCCCUCCGGGCUCGCCCCCCUUGGUGCCUGCGAAGCCCCACUCCGUGCCCAAGUCCCCCCCGUCCCCACCCAGGUCGCCCCCACCUCCCAAGGUGGCAGUGACCGUACCCCCAGUCAGGAAGGCAGCUUCCAAGGCCUUCUCUGCCAUCGCCAAGCCCACCAAGGUGGCCCAGCCGGUCUCGCCCGGUGCUGCUCAACCCCAGGCACCAUUUAAGGGUAUAUCGGUGCCAACAAAAGCAUCCCUGAAGGCCCCAGUAGAGAAACCAUCCACGUCCAAAGGAAGCAAAGCAUCCCAGAAGGCACCAGCCACACCGCCCCCUAGUGGUGGGACUGCACAACGCAGCGUCAUCCUCGAGACUGUUGGAACUGUUAUGAGCGAUACAGGAGAGAAGAUCUGGAUAUGUCCCAACUGCAAGCUGCCUGAUGACGGCAGCGCAAUGAUCGGCUGUGAUACCUGCGAUGACUGGUACCACUGGCCAUGUGUCGGAAUCAAGGAAGAACCCAAGGAGGAUAACUGGUACUGUCCACGAUGCCGGGUACCCAAGAAGAAGAAAGGCAAAAAGAAAUACCGAUAGCCAGCGGGACUGUCACAACAGCCUCGUGAACGUGUUGCUCUCAAGUUCUUCUCAAUCUUAAUCUUCACAGAUCCUUCAAACAUCAUUCAGACGGUUGCUGAAGGAUAUUUACACAUUUUUACACUUGGCUGGACACCUCUAGAAACUUCUUGAAAGGUUCCCCAGGUUAACAGGAAAAGUGCCGAGGGAAUUAGGAUUAAUUAGUGCGACCGUGAGAGUAGGGAACUUUACUUGAACGAGUAGAGGAACAACUUUUUGCAGUUGUCAGGUGCAUUUUUGUGAAUAUGAGUACUAAAUCACUGACUGCAUGCACUUGUAUGAAAUCUUUUUUUUUUUGUUGGAAUGGUAGCCAUUGCCGAAGUGUAUCCAAAGGAUCAUAUCUCAUUUCUCUUUAGCUAUUUCUGUCAAAGAUAGGCCAUAUCACUUGUGACGUACAUCGACCGUGCUGGUCAUCUGUUGGUUGCUGCAACCACAGUUUCAUUAUCCUGGAACAAGUCUACUCAAGAACUCCAGUUCACCAUGCCAUAUCACAACUAAGUAGUGCAGUGUUCAAGCCACUGUAGUUGAUUGCGAGACGGGUAUAGUGAACUAUUUUGGACACUCGUUUUGCAGUUGGUCGCUUCGUGGCGUGUACGGCAGGGAGCCAGACCUGUGGAGUUUGGGGUGACCAUUGACCCUUUAGGACUAGGGGUCAUUGGCACCUAUCUAAAUGGUGUACAAACUAGCCGCUUAUCGACUGGAGGUCCUUUUCAAAGUUUUUUUCAUGGAUUUUUAUUGAAGUUAAUUUAUGCAUUUGCCCACUUCACUUAUCAAUACUUAACACUGUAACACAAAAUCUAACACUGUACCUGACAAACUGGUUAGUCAAGUAAACAGUAUUCCCUCCAGCUUUUCAGUAGAGUGCCCUCGUUGGGUCAGGAAUGUGGACAGUCACCUUUCUGGAGUGCUUUACUUAUAGUGUGUCCCGAGGCCUGAUGAGGUACGCAUCACGUAGGAUUGCACUCAGGUGUGGGGGAUAAUUUAGAAAAUAUCCAAACACAGGCCAAGUUGACCAUUUGUCAACUGCAGGAGAAGUUUACCAGGCUAUGUGUUACAUAAAAUAUAUUCUGGGUACCAGGCAAAAUCGGCCAUUGGGUGCCAAAUGAUUGCGUAUGGAACUUGGCAGCGGCUGCUUUACAAUUUACAUGUAUUUAUCUGUGUUGCUGUCAAGGCACUUACGAAUGGAACUUGAUUACGACAUAAUUACAUAGACACAGAAAGGUACGGCAGACACUACCCCAGAAUGCUCGUCACUAAUCUUUCUGGUGAACUAGCCUGGUACGGAAGUCUCUUAAAUUCUUCCCUGUCUUUUCUUUUUGUAGUCUCAAGGAUAUGCGCAGUUUCAGUUGAAAUCUUGCCGCAUACCCACAAGCACUUUUUCAACAAUUUGUGCAGUGUUCACUGUCACCUGUUACGCCCAGGCUUCUUUUUCGUGGAAUCCGCAACAUCCCGUGAAAGGCUUGUACAAAAACAUGGACAAGUUUCUCUUACACAUUUCAAAUAUGGGUAAUGGAUUCAGGUUAGCCUAAUUGGAUGAGAAUCCAGUUGAACUUGUAAAGAGUUUCAGCGGCACCAGCAAAGGAAUCCUUGAUAUGAUUUGAAAAAGUUUGGUCCUACCUGAUACCUAAGAAAUGUUGUUCUGCCAAGCAUAUUAUAUAUCCAAAGCAUUGUUAACAUCCCACGUUUUUAAGUUGACAGUUCAUCCCUUUCUGACUUCUCAUAAUGAGACCCAGUCUAACUACAGAACCCACGAAAAGGUGUGAAAAACCCGCUCAGGGCAACAGCACCAUUGGAACCGAAAGCAGCACAACGUCACUGUAUUAGCCAAUGGGUGCUCAUAAUUAGUGGAGUGUUUUUUUGUAUGUGAUGCAGUCACUUAUGAAUUGGAUUCAGGGAAAUUUUCAUCACUCUCUGGAUUUUUCUCUGAAAUGAAUUCAGGAAAUGUGGUUGUUAACAUUCUUCUCAAUGUUUCAAGGAUUGAAAACACCUAUUGCCCAAUGUGGAUCAAGUGAUGAGCACACAAACUUCACUUGUGGUUGAAAAUGUCAAAAAUAAUUUCCCACUUAUUAUAUAAGUUUGAAGUUUAAAAAUGCGAAGUGACACUUUUGUUUACAUCAUGAAUACCAGAAAGACAGCUUUCAAGUUGUGUCAAAUGGUUUGCUCCCUCUCUUCUUUUGUAAAUACUUUGAAUUGUGUACGUAUUUUAUCAGAAUUGUGUCUUGAAUGAUGAUAUUUCCUAUAACAUUCAAAUAUUUGUGUUUUGAAUGCUCAAUGAACUGCCUGUCAGUCUCAAAUUUUAAAAUGCCAGUCAGCUUGUGUCUAAUGGUAUUGUGAAUUGGACUAUAAAUACCGUUUGCAAAACUGGUGAUUUUUUUCAAAGAAACUUUCAGUCUGUGUAAUCUUAAAUCACUAUUGAUGGUGAAAUGACAUCAGAAAUAAAAAGCAUGAUUUGUACAGAUCUGUUA
Molecule: messenger RNA, 5704 nt
Organism: Acanthaster planci (crown-of-thorns starfish)
Lineage: Eukaryota; Metazoa; Echinodermata; Asteroidea; Valvatida; Acanthasteridae
Gene: taf3
Product: TATA-box binding protein associated factor 3
Biological process (GO): positive regulation of transcription by RNA polymerase II
Cellular component (GO): transcription factor TFIID complex
Molecular function (GO): p53 binding; transcription factor binding; protein heterodimerization activity
Source: RefSeq, a predicted model, not a curated record